GCAGUGGCUUCGGACGAAGCCGAUCAAUACCAGAGGCCCGUCGUGUUGGCAGCGAGUGAACCCUCUUUCUGCCACUGGUUGCGCCGGCGAAUACAUCUCCCGGGUGGCCCGACUGCAGAAAGGCUCUCUCACAGAUCAUCACAGCCAUGUUACGUGAAACGCUUCCGCUGUUCCUGGGAGCAGCGCUUUUCGCUUUUGGCAGUACAAACGCCUUCAUACAACACCCUCCCAAGGAGGCACUCCUCCCUGAUGUGCUUCUGAGGGAGGUGGUGGAUCGCAUGGGUAAGGAUCUCGCUGACGCGGCAGACGCUGCCUACAUCGACUUCCCCGAUACCAACAGGAUGUCUCUGGGGGCGCUGAUGUCGGGGCGCGCGGUCAAGGACCUGGACGGUGAGGAGGCGCAGUUCCCGCUGGACUACGAGCACUUCGCAGAUCUGGCCAAUAACCCCAGCCCCAGCAUCCGUGACCAGGAGUACCUGCAGCACAGUACACUUUGGGGACACCAGUACGUCGCAGGAGGCUCUGGUGAGGCCGCCGAGUCCGGGAGGCCACCGCAGGUGAAGACGGACGCGGCGCUGCCGUCGUACUGCAACCCGCCCAACCCGUGCCCGGUGGGCCACGGCGCUGAGGACGGCUGCAUCUCCUCCUUCGAGAACACGGCCGGCUUCUCGCGCCGCUUCCAGGCCGAGCAGGACUGCAUGUGCGACACGGAGCACAUGUUCGACUGCCCGUCCUCCUCGUCGAGCUCCGGGGGCGGCGGCGGGGGUGGCAACAGGGGCGGCGACCAGCGCGGCAGCCGCGACGGCUCCGAUCUCGACCGCUUCGUGCAGCAGUUCGCGGGGGUGGAAGACCGUCAUCCGACGCUGGUCGCUAAGAAGUACCACAUUGAAAAGGACGAGAAUCCAUUUCUGCAUGGAGAGCGGCUGCCUGUGGCUGCGAAAAAGGGGAACAACGUCCUUUACUGAUGACCUGCACCACAGACUGGAAUAGCAUGCGGUCCGUAGCAGAUCCGCGCUACUCUCCCGAGCUAGUCGCAUCUCAGAGCUGACAGGGCCGCGUCAGGGGGCGAGUUGUGCGGUUCUGAGGCCGAGCGACCGCCCAGAGGAAACUUCUCACACCGACAAAUCUUACAUGAGUCACACUUGUACGCUCAACCACUGCUAUUUUUAUCCGGAAUUGAAUACGUACAUUCCUAGGCGAACGCGCAAAAGCUGCGUGCUCAGACGCAUAGUAACAGUAUCCUUCACACAUUCAUACUCCAACCUCAUUCAGCGCCAAAAUCUAGGCCUUUCAAGAUUCCAAGAGUCCACCAUGGCUGGGGUCCAACAUGAAACCUGCUGAUCCAUCAGUAACACAACAAACCUUUUGCCAACGAUACAUAUCUGCACUUCAUGAACUCCCCGAUUACCAUAUUUUAUCAGUCGUUCAACCAUCAUGACCGUGUUGUAUUAUCAGUCAUUUUCAGUGACAUAAAAGCUAGUGAACCGUCACAUAUCAACUGGAAUCCCUACAGAAUUGUUAUAUUUAUCUGGAAAGAUGUUAUUGCCCCCUGUAGCUUUUUCUUAACAGUUUAAGGAAAAGACAGAUUGCUACUUACCGUAAAGAUGACACGUUAAGUUGCAGACAGGCACAGUUAAAAGACACUUACACAUUAACUUUCGGCCUCAGCAUUCUUCAGAAAAAGAAAGAGAAAUACGCACACAUUCAUUCACACAAGCAACCACGUGUCACCAACACAUGACCAUCAUCUCCGGCAGCUCGGACCAGAAGGUGUCAUCUUUACAGUACUUAGCAAUCUAUCAUUUCCUUGCGAUGCUGAUAUUCCAGUCUGGAGUUUCCAUAGUUUUUAGCUGUUUUAACUUACAUAUACACACUACGACUCAGCAGUUUGGCCUGUUAUCACAUAAAUUUCACAUAAUCCUGUAUUAGGAACUUCAUAAACUAUGUACCUAACAAAGAAAAGGCACAGGCCAACGUAUUCAUUCCAAAAAAAGAAAUAAGUGUAGUGAGUGUUACAAAAGUUAACAUUAAUAAUUUCUUCAAUUA
Schistocerca gregaria is the source of this 2046-nucleotide messenger RNA. RefSeq lists its product as uncharacterized. Gene Ontology annotation, biological process: regulation of hormone secretion; neuropeptide signaling pathway. Bases 147 to 965 code for a protein of 272 amino acids. Lineage: Eukaryota; Metazoa; Arthropoda; Insecta; Orthoptera; Acrididae. The transcript has 7 exons. Gene Ontology annotation, molecular function: enzyme regulator activity. Gene Ontology annotation, cellular component: secretory granule. The record is from RefSeq and is a predicted model, not a curated record.